Molecule: messenger RNA, 1179 nt
Organism: Papaver somniferum (opium poppy)
Lineage: Eukaryota; Viridiplantae; Streptophyta; Magnoliopsida; Ranunculales; Papaveraceae
Product: BTB/POZ domain-containing protein At4g08455-like
Exons: 2
Coding region: 185-943 (252 amino acids)
Biological process (GO): proteasome-mediated ubiquitin-dependent protein catabolic process; regulation of proteolysis
Cellular component (GO): cytoplasm
Molecular function (GO): ubiquitin protein ligase binding
Source: RefSeq, a predicted model, not a curated record
AUAUUAGGAUUUGGGAGCAAAAGACUAGAACUAAAAGGUAUCUGUUGAGCUUCCCCCACCCUGAUCAGAGGAUUCAGAGCGUGUAUACAGGAUUACAAGGUGGAUUCAGGUGGACUAGAGUCCACAUUUGUAACAUCCGUUUUAAGUGUUCCAUUCCGUUCUGUCCUGGUGGUGUUCUUGAGGAAUGGCUCAGAGGUCACAACCAGUAACCAGUGUUGGUAAGAUGCGUUGCAUAUCAUGUAGAGAUGAAUACCUGGCUUCCGAUGCAGGUACCUGCAAAGAGUGUUACGAGGAAGCAAGUGAGACUGAGGAAGAAUUGAAGAGAGAGAUUGAAGACCUCAAAUCUAAGAUCUCAUUUUUAACUUGGUUAUCUCCGGUCGAUGAUCAUCACCGUCCAUCUUCCGUUUUAUCAUUCACUGAUGUCGUUCUUGUUGCUACGGAUGAUCAAUCUCCUCCUGUUCCUGCUCACAAGGCAAUUUUGGUCAGCAGAUCUCCGGUGUUCAAAGUGAUGCUAGAAAGCGAGAUGGAAGAGAGCAGAAGUGGAACCAUAAAGAUCAGUGAUGUUUCUUACAACGUGCUUCGCUCCUUUGUGCAUUACUUGUACACUGCAGAGGCAACCCUUGAUGAGAAUAUGGCCCUCGAUCUUUUGGUGCUAGCAGAAAGAUAUCAAGUGAAGCACCUGAAGGCGUACUGUGAGAAAUUCAUGACAUCGAAAGUUAAUGGAGAAAACGCGCUAAUAAGUUUCGCAUUUGCCAACCAGCACAAUGCCAAGCACCUAAUGGAAGCAUCACUUUCUAUGGUGAUGGACAACAUGGACAAACUAACAAAGCAGGAUGAGUACAAGGAGCUCGUGGAAAAAGACCCUCGCCUCGUUGUAGAGAUAUACGAAGCAUAUCUCUCUAAGCAGGUCAAUACUGCUGCUGUUGCCAACGAAUAUUUAUGAGUAAGUUUGUCAAGAACAUUCAGUGCAAGGCAAUGAUCAUAUUGAAGCUUAGGAUGAAACUUGGUAUAUAACAAAUGUAAUUAUUUCUAUUAAAACAUGCGGACUUUGUUUUGAAGUUAACAUUGCAAUGAGCAUUUAUGCGUUUCAGCAUGCCACACUCAGCGUGCUUAUUUAUUAGUUAAUUGUAAAAGCCGAACCCAUGGUACAACAAAUUUAAGUUUGAACACAAUUUCUAU